Drosophila sulfurigaster albostrigata is the source of this 2010-nucleotide messenger RNA. It is a transcript of the gene Gr39b, whose product is annotated as putative gustatory receptor 39b. Gene Ontology annotation, biological process: sensory perception of taste. The transcript has 4 exons. The coding region runs from base 225 to 1346 and encodes 373 amino acids. NCBI's taxonomy places the organism in Eukaryota, Metazoa, Arthropoda, Insecta, Diptera, Drosophilidae. The record is from RefSeq and is a predicted model, not a curated record. Gene Ontology annotation, cellular component: neuronal cell body; membrane; dendrite.
UACAUUCUCUAUGGAAAACGAGCUUAGAAAUUUUUACAGUUAAUACGACUUUUUUAUUCACUAUCAGAUUCUAGCCAAUUGAUUUGAAUACAGAACAUUUUCUUUGACCUCGCUACUCAUUAGGCUAAUUAUUGCAUUCAAUUUGUAUGCACACAAUCGAGUUAAGUAAUCUUUAAACUGAAGUCAAUUCACUAGUCUCCAGUUGUAAUUCGACGGAUUUCGACAUGCUUUACGCGUUGCAGCCUUACCUUAAAUAUUUUGCUGUGCUGGGUCUAGUGCCUUGGACCGAGAGGAGCUCUCAGCAAAUGGUACAAAAGAUUUACACCACUGCCAUCAUUUUAGUUAAUAUUGGAGUGGCCUUCUACAUUGUGGUCUAUUCUCCUCCCGAAGGAGAUCUGUUGGUAUCGUUGCUAGUCAGCUGCAUCGUCUUUAUAUCCCAAAUUGUCACCAUGACCGUAAUUGAACUGCAAGUGAUGUGCCAAUAUGACCGAUACUACGAAUUUUGUCUUCAAUUAAAGUGCUUAAGGCGACAAUUUGAAUGCGAGCUGCUUCAGCAAGUCCAAAGAUUGCCGUGGACUCGGUAUAUCAAGUACUUUCUAUUGGGGGCUCUCAAUAUUGCGAGCGUUGUACCUGGAGUUUAUGUGAUUCUACAUUAUGAUUAUAUUGGCUACUUUUGGUAUUCACUAGCCGCAGUCAUAAUCAAUCGCUUUCAAUGCCUGCUGCUACUGCUCUACGCGGAGCUCUUAGGUUUCCAUGUGGAGCUAUUGGGAUUGCGUCUAAAAUACGUUCACAAUUGUCGUCAACUGGGAGUGCAUUCAGUGCUGGAUGUAAAGUGCGAACAGAUGUGCUCUCUUGAUUACUUGCUUAGUCUUAAGCGAUCCUAUAUGGAGCUGUAUCGUCUAUUUGGGCAAUAUAAUGGUCUGUAUGGUUGGUCGAUUGUGUGCAUAUUUGUGGUCAUGUUUUUGGAUAGCAUGAUCAAUAUUUAUUGGGCUCUGUUAGUUCUGGCCAAGAUCUACAACUUUGUAUUCAUCUACAUGACCUUCUCAACAUUUGUGCCACUGCUAAUUCUACUCUUCACUUUCUGUCGUUGUGGCGAGUACUGCAAGCGACAGCACAUGCUCAUUGGCAGUCAUGUGCGUGGCUUGGCUUGCACCUCUCAGAGUCAACAAGAGCCAUCUUCACAGGCUUAUACUGCAGUCUUGGCCGAGUUCGCAAUGCAGGUGGAACAGGAUGCAUUAAUCAUCAGCGCCGAAGGCUUUAUGGAUAUUGACUACAGUCUAUUGAUGUCGAUCUUUACAGCAAUGGUCACCUAUUUGAUUGUUCUUAUGCAAUUCGGCUCGUUGUAGAAUGUCUGACGACCCUAAGACUAUAAUUGACCGAUAAGCUAUUACAUCGAUAGUUGUUUUUACUAAUGACCUACAUAAGACCUCACACCCUUUACUGUCGGAACAAAGUUUGACCAACGGAAAUCGUGAUUUAGAUAAGAUUGUCGAAAAAAAAAACAAUCAAAAUAUUGGCGCAAAAUAUUUAUAACAUCCAUCAAAAUAUUUUUUUUUAAACUGGCUAAAACCAGUUUCAAUUAUGAAAAUUUGAUAAGCACGUGUGCACAAGCUCUACAAUUAUAAUUAUAGAUUCGAUUAUAUUGAACUGCACAAAACUUGGUAAGAUCAACACACAAAUAACAAAAUUGGCAUAAACACGAAAUUGUUUUCAGCUGAUAAUUAUGCAAGAGCCCCCUAGAUUACUGUUGUCAGCUGGGAAUUAUUUUGGAUUGCGAAUAAAAGUGCAAAUACGCAUACGUUUGGACCACGGAGGGAUUAUGCAAUGUCAUCUAAAGUUGCAAUGAUCUGAGCACGCUGCUCGCUGGUGAUAUUUGAGUUCACUUAUUAAUAAAGCCGGCAAUUCUGAACCAUUUGGCUGAUAAGCGAUAACCUGCUCGAGUGCCCCCAUCUAUGUCAACAAAACAAAUAAAUGAAACCGGUUUCGGUGAUGCACCAUAAAUGUGGCAAA